This is a messenger RNA of Misgurnus anguillicaudatus (oriental weatherfish), 949 nucleotides long. It is a transcript of the gene cimip4, whose product is annotated as ciliary microtubule inner protein 4. The record is from RefSeq and is a predicted model, not a curated record. NCBI's taxonomy places the organism in Eukaryota, Metazoa, Chordata, Actinopteri, Cypriniformes, Cobitidae.
CAAGAUGAUUGGUAUCAAUGGUUAAUAUAAUAUGUUUUAUAUAUGAUAUAAUAUAAGUUUUCAGUUGAAAUAGAAACUGAAAGUUAAUAAGGUUAAAUUGGAAACUUAUUUCCAAUAGAAACUGAAAGUUAUUGUAAUGACUUAUUUAAAAAUACGAAUUCCAAUAGGCUAUGUGUAAUCAUAUUAUACAGUAUGUGUAUUGUUUGAGUAAAACGUACACGUGGCUACAUUACAUCGACUGCAUUGUUGUUUAUUUAUGUAUUUAUUUAUUUUAAUUUAAUAUGCCUACUAGGGUCGCAUGGUAUCUUAAUGAAAAAGCUCGCCACGGAUGUUUGUUUGUGACGCAAUUAACUGCAUGUAAAAUAACUCGUUAUGACGUCACACCGCGUAACCGCUACCGUGGCUGUGCGUGGUUUUCAGAAGUCUAUGAAUUAUUAAUAUCACCGCUGAACGCGGAUCGAGUUUAACCCACAUCAGCCACAACAAACGCAGACACGGUAGCACAUAAACAUUAUCAGGAUGAGUGACAUCAGUCAAUCAAAGAAGUCGGACAGCAGGAAUCAGGUGAGCAGAGUAUCUUGCCCACAGGUUUCUCCACUUUGUGCACCACAUUACUCUCAAACAAGCUCAAAUGGCACAGAUCAACACACAUCCUAUCGUAUGAUGAGCCACUACCUGCGUGCCAACAUCUUCCCCGGGCCUGCAGUGGAGUGGUCCUCUCUGGUUAAGGACUCGUAUGUCCAUCAUCCUCUACCAGCCUUCAUCCAAGAUCCAGACCACUGGCACGGUCACAAAACCGAUGACUUGGUGAAAUGGACCGAGCAGAACUUUCUCGACAAAAGACUACAUAAGCUGCUGAAGGAAGUGGAGGUCAAGGGUGUGUCCAAAUAAGCCUGACAUUUGGAGCGCAUUCGAAAACCGCAGCAAAUAAACAAUCGCACCUUCAGAA